AUGUCAAAAACUAGUUCGCUUUUUGCCAUUUUCUGGUGCUUCUCAGGCAUUAGUUGCUGUUACGCCGUAGAAUGCGGCAUCCCGCCGUUAAUGGAGAACAGGAUUGUGGGAGGGAUGGACGCCCCUGAGGGAUCUUGGCCCUGGCAGGUGGAUAUACAGAAGUCGAAUGAACAUGUGUGUGGAGGCUCCAUCAUCAAUGAGAACUGGGUCCUUUCAGCAGCACAUUGUUUUCCCAAUCCCAACGACCUGGGUUCUUACGAUAUCUACGUCGGUCGGCACCAGCUGAAUGGCUUCAACCAAUACCUGUCAGCGCAUGGCCUGAGCCGCGUGGUGAUCCCACCCGGCUACAGCGAGCCUCACGACGGCAAAGAUCUAGCUCUGCUGCAGCUGUCCAGUCCGAUAACCUGGUCUGAUCAUGUCCGUCCCGUGUGUUUGCCCGCCUCCGGCACCCUGUUCCCAGCUGACAAGAUGUGCUACGUCACUGGCUGGGGGAACAUCCGGGAAAACGUCCCUCUGCAAGGAGUCGGGACUCUGCAGGAAGUACAGGUGCCAAUCAUCUCCCAGAGUUCAUGUCAGGAGAUGUACCUAACAGACCCGGCGGAGCAGGUGGACAUCCUGUAUGACAUGAUCUGUGCUGGAUAUCAGGAGGGUGGCAAGGACUCCUGCCAGGGAGAUUCAGGAGGGCCUCUGGUCUGCCAGAUGGUUAAUGGGACCUGGGUCCAGGCCGGGGUGGUGAGUUUCGGACUGGGCUGUGCCAAAAGAAACAAGCCUGGCGUGUAUGCAAGGCUGACCAGCUUCUCAAACUUCGUCCUCGGUACGGUUCCUGAGCUCAAACUGUAUGGCCGCGCUCACCAGAGCUGGUAUGGGAGUAAUGUGUUGGUGGUUAGCUGUCUGUCCCUGACUGUGCUGCUGCUUCAGGGAUGA
Menidia menidia (Atlantic silverside) is the source of this 924-nucleotide messenger RNA. The record is from the annotation of a GenBank genome assembly. NCBI's taxonomy places the organism in Eukaryota, Metazoa, Chordata, Actinopteri, Atheriniformes, Atherinopsidae.